Strongyloides ratti is the source of this 1287-nucleotide messenger RNA. RefSeq lists its product as hypothetical. The annotation marks the transcript as partial. The transcript has a single exon. NCBI's taxonomy places the organism in Eukaryota, Metazoa, Nematoda, Chromadorea, Rhabditida, Strongyloididae. The record is from RefSeq and is a predicted model, not a curated record.
AUGUUCCUGGUUUUACAUCACUUCACAAUUACAUGGCUGCUGCUUCAAAUCAUCACUUACUGCAAAGGAACUAUUCCUUCAGCUUUGUUUCCUUCAGUUUCUAAGAAUAUCAAUGAAAGUACCUUUCCAGUGGCUAUGAAAAUUAAAUCUACGUCAGAUUUAAUCCUUGUCAAAUGUCCAGACAAAUAUUACAAGCAUUCAAAUAUUAAAGAUUCUUUUAACAUGGAUGGUUUGUUAGAAUUUUCAAAAUUAACUUUUCGUACUAAUAGCAAAAUUUUUGCUUGGACACCUUCUGUAUACAAUAAUAUAAAUAGAGAUAAUAUAGUAACUUGUGGAAUAGCUGGUAUAAUAAAUUUUAACAAUAAAUCAAUAAAUUAUGAUUGGAAGAUGAAAUACAAUUGGCAGUCUAAACCAAAAUCAUUUGAAAUAGCAAAGAGAGAGAAAAUAUCAAAGACACUUCCUUCAUCUAAUAAAUGUGGUGAUGAUCCGUCUAAUGUUGUCAAAUUUACCAGAGAUAAACAAGGCAAUUUGAAACGAGUCAGUAUAAAUAAUGGUGAAUUAAAAGAAGAAGAUGAAAUACCUCAUGCCAAUAAAUUAUAUUACUAUUUUGAUGUUCCUGAUGAUAAUUCUAUUCUGGAAUAUGUGCCUCCGUGUCAAAUUGUUAGAGCAGUUAACGAUAAACCAGAAAUCAAAAUUAAUGGCCAAGAACAUCCAGUAUCUCCAAAUAAUAACAAAAUUUAUGUUGUUAAACGAGAAACCAUGACAGAAGUAUUCAAUAUAAAACUUGAGUUGCUGUCUCCAGAUACUCCUGAUUUCUAUAAAGGUGAAAAAAUUUUAAUGAAAGAAAUGAGAUAUGCAGAGUCAAGUAUUGCAGACAUACCAAAUACUGAUGAAAUGAUAAUGGACAGUUUUACACUACAUCAAUUUAAAAUACUGAAGUUUAGUUACAACUAUCCAACAAUUGAAAAUGAUAACGUUGUAGAAAAAAUAUAUUAUUUUGGACCAAUGAAAGAUGAUUAUAACUUUCCAAAUCAGGACAUAUUAUAUCUGGCAAAUGAAACGUCUAUUCAACCAAAUUGUACCAUUAAUGGAAUCACAUAUGGAUAUUUUGACUCUCUCACUUAUGAAAAUAAAACUAUUAAAUUAAAUGAUUUUAAUAAUAAUGAAAAGGAUAAUUUUAAACGUUCUGGAGAUUAUAUUAUUUUAAAAAAUAAUAAAACCAACAUGAUAUCUUUAAUGUGCCGUUAUAUUACUCCAACUGGAACUGUUACAUUAACUCAAACAUUU